AUUAUUUCUGAGUUUGGGUGUUAAUUUAUUUUAUUUACAUAUAUUAGUAAACAAGUUUACACAAGCUCGAAUACGAGUAUAGGUCAAAUAACCUUACCUUAUCAAAUACAUUUUAUUCUUGCAAGGUUAUCGUUGGAAUUAUUUACAUGCAUAGAGAUUUGUUGACUUACGACCAUAUAAUAUACAUACAUACAUACAUAUAACAUAUGUAAUUACAUAUAACAUACAGCGAAUGAAAAUAGAUAUUUACUCUCCAAAAGCAAUCAAAGCAAGCGGCACAAAUGGUGAAAAAAGUGCUUGAAAUCCACUCAUAAAUCACAGCUCGCGCCAAUCAAUCAGAUGAUCUCAAUUGCAUUACAGCAUAUACUUUCAAACAAACACACAUAUGUAUAAUACACACAAAUGUGUAUUUCACUGCAACUAUGUAAAUGUAGAUGUACCGUACAUACACUACAUACAUAUGUACAUAGGUAUAUACGCCGAUGAAAACAAAAACCAGCACUUUUCCAUGUGAUAUGAAGAACAUUGCUCUCUUUAACUCUCUCCACGAUCUCCAUCACUAGCCAAGUUAAGUUAUCACAAAGACAAAACAGCUAAAAGUACGCACAAAUUAGCCGUUGAAUCGUCAAGUUUUUUUUUUUUUUAAGCCAACUCGACGGCCUGGCUGCAAGCCAAGCCAAACAUCUAGCCACUUGGAGCAAUAACCAACUACCGUUUUCAGCGAAACAACAGUCUGCAGACGCUACUCAACACAAACGGAUUGGUACGGAAAAUACCGCAGAAGAAACUCGAUAUAAAACCACAGCGAGAAAGACUAAACGGCUUAAAGGCGAAUAGCCGAAAAUUGUGGUGCGUUGCAGUGUUUAUAUAUAUGUAUUUUUUUUUAAGUUAUUUUUUUUUUUUACUUCGCAUCGCGAAAAGAAAGCCUUAUAGUGUGCGCGUAUGUAUCGCGUGAUUAAAGAAGUAAACAAAACUUAAAACACAGAAUGAUGUAAAUUUCGAAUCGAACUUAGCAGGGUUAAGAGAAAACUUAAAAAAUUAAAAAAGCAAAUCAUAAAAAUAUAGCCAAUAAGUAAAUAAGUAAACAUACAAACAAUAAUGACACGCAUGCGCUUUAAUUUGCCCCAAAUUGUCUGGAGUGUUGGCCAGCGAUAUCGGCAUGCGCACCGCACAUUUAUGGCCUGAAAUGGAAGCCAGUGUAAAGCCACAUAUAUAUGGCAGUUAACUUAAACCGCCCAAUGUUCGGCAAUUAUAUGACGUGCUAGCAGCAUUACAUAACUUAUAAGAAGCAGCCUUGGAACUGAUGUCUCAGUAACCUUAAUUAGUUGUAUAAAUACAAAAACCUAUACAAACAACGUACACAAUAGCGAAGUUGGCGCCUCUAACUAGAAAAAAGAUGGUUCAUUAAAAAAAUCAAGAAGCAAGUAAGCAACAAGAAAUACAAAUACAAGCUUUACCAUCACAAAUGACGAAUGGUAUUGGAAGUCAAUAGAUUGGUCUAAAAAAAAAAAAACACGUAAUAAAAAAAUUAACAACAUUCCGUUGUGUGGUCUCUGUAGUGUUUGUUGUUAUUUUGUCGUUAAAAGAUAAAUAGAAAAUACAUACGUACGUACGAGUAUUACAGAAACACACACACAGCGAACAUAUCAACAAAAGGGCAGUAGCACUGCAAAAUGCCAAAUAGCCGGCGGCACCUACAGCAGAUACAAAAAUGUCAUCGAAAUUACCAGCACAAUCAACCUCGGCAGCAAUCACAAUUACAACAACAACGGCAGCGGCAGCAGCAGCAGCAUUCACUUUCGGCCAAAUACCUGAGACGUUACCACGACCGACUUCAAUUAGCUACAGCAAUCGCAAUUAUUUUACUCAACAUUGCAGCUGAGCACAGCUGUAUUACAGCGGUUGCCACACAAAUGGCCACUGCAACCGCAGCCACAGCUGAUGUUUCGGAUGCUGCGCUAAUGGAUGACAUUAGAAGUGUGCAUAAUAACGAAUUUGGUGGUAAUCAAAAUGAUGUUGCUGGCAAAAUGGAAGGCGGAAGUUAUUCGACCACUGGCACGGACAGCCAGCACAGUGGAACACAACAACAUCGCAAUGGAUUGCAUAAAACAUUUUCAACAUUAGAUAAAGAAGUAGUUGAUCGUUUAAUUAAACAAUGGGCACCAAUUGUAUGGUUGGCACCAGAAGAGAAAUUUUUGCCACUCGGAGUUGAAGAGUUUCUCAAUCAUGUACAUCCCAUGGAUAAGGAUAAAACGUUUAUACCUGGCAUGCCAAUUGGCGAUGAUUCGAAAAAGGCAUAUUUAGUGACCAAUGCAGAGAUCGAAGAACUAUUGGAAAAUGAAAAAUCAUUUAUCUACGGACGUAACCCGACUGAAUCGCCUGUGCCGAUUUAUGCCGUGGUCACCCUUUGCCACGAGCCGAUGCAGAAGACUACAUUGAAGCCAUCACCUCCACCAACGCCACAACCGUCACAAUUGAAUACUGCUCAACAAAAAAACCUAAUACUUACAAGUCCAUCGAAUUUCAAUCCCAGUGGUAGUGCAACAACUAAUUUCCACAACUCUCCGCUACCACUUGGGGCAGCAAUACCAAUGAGUAGCACACGCGGUCCUUAUAUACCCGUUUCUAUUGAUCCAUUUGAUGUGCAUAAUGACACAGUGCGUCGUUCAUCACGCCUGUAUCCAGUAUUCAAACGUGUUCGCCGAAAUACUCCACCUCACAAUUUACCAUUGGCUCCACUUCCUGCCUCACCGCCGGCAAUUAUAUUCAAUUUACCACCGAAGGGAUUAGUGGUGGAGCCUUAUGAAGAUCUUGUCUUGAGCGAGAGUCGUCCGAUUGACGCUGAGAAUGAAAAUCGUGCCGUCGCAGAAAUACCAACCACAGAUUCGCCAGCGCAAGCGGACAACAGCGGACAAGUGAAUAAUUUUAUAGCCAAUUUGGCAGAUAAUGUAAAAUUUAGUAUGCCAACCGAAGAGCUAUUGGAGGAUAAUAACAUCGAUGUAGACAGCAACUUCGAACGACUUGCUACAUCGGGUCCUAUUUUUAAUGAUGCUGGUGGCCAAAGCAGUGAAAAGCGGCGUAGAAAAGUGCCUAGUUUUCAUGUGACCUACUGGAUGUUUUACCCAUAUAGUCAGGGCAAAACAAUGUGCACUAUCAGCCUGGGACCACUCGGUAGCAUACCAUUUCCGGCAGUUUAUGGUUUCUGUUUGGGACGCCGCAAAGAUAUUGGCAGUCACAUUGGGGACUGGGAACAUAUGAGUUUAUAUUUCACAGGUGAUGCUGAACCAGAAGCAAUGUAUGUUUCGGCCCAUGAUGCGGGCGCAUAUUACUCAUACAAUCGCUUAACCGGAUCAUUUGAGUUUAAGAAACAAGAAACACGCAAGGGUAUAUUACAAAGGCCGAAUUUUCCGAAAACUGUGACCACUUUCAAUAACCAUCCAGUAUUAUUCGCGGCAAAAGGUUCUCACGGUCUUUGGACGGCGCCAGGAAAACAUAGAUUUGUCAAAGUGGCACGACUGUAUGACAUAAACGGUUUUGGAACACCAUGGAAUACAUGGAAAUCGGUGGAUAUUACUUAUGAAAACCUAAAAUCCUAUGGACGCGCUCUGGUACCAUCGUGGCUAUCAUUCAAGGGUAAAUGGGGCAACCCUAAAAGCAAAUGUCAUCCAUUCCGACGGAUCGGUUUGAAUUUUUGCGAGUACACCGAUGGUCCGACGGGUAUACCAUUAAAAGAGCCGCAUUUCCAGUGUGACGCAGCUUGAUUUAAUGAAUGUUUAUUUACA
This is a messenger RNA of Rhagoletis zephyria (snowberry fruit fly), 3782 nucleotides long. RefSeq lists its product as uncharacterized. The record is from RefSeq and is a predicted model, not a curated record. NCBI's taxonomy places the organism in Eukaryota, Metazoa, Arthropoda, Insecta, Diptera, Tephritidae.